Messenger RNA from Lampris incognitus (smalleye Pacific opah), 5820 nucleotides. It is a transcript of the gene srgap2, whose product is annotated as SLIT-ROBO Rho GTPase activating protein 2. NCBI's taxonomy places the organism in Eukaryota, Metazoa, Chordata, Actinopteri, Lampriformes, Lampridae. The transcript is spliced from 20 exons. Gene Ontology annotation, cellular component: cytoplasm. Bases 33 to 2945 code for a protein of 970 amino acids. Gene Ontology annotation, biological process: signal transduction; negative regulation of cell migration. Gene Ontology annotation, molecular function: protein binding. The record is from RefSeq and is a predicted model, not a curated record.
AGGAGGUGGGCAUACAGUUACAAGAGGACCUCAUGAAAGUACUCAAUGAACUCUAUACGGUGAUGAAGACCUACCACAUGUACAACACCGACAGCAUCAACGCCGAGUCCAAGCUGAAGGAGGCGGAGAAGCAGGAGGAGAAGCAGAUGGGACGCUCCGGUCGCCAAGACGACAAACAGACACCGCGCUCCCCAGACACCCUGGCCAGCAUCAAGACGGAGGAGAAGCACGUCCGACGCUCCAGCGUGAAGAAGAUUGAAAAGAUGAAGGAGAAGAGGCAGGCUAAGUACACAGAGAACAGGCUGAAGGCCAUCAAGGCCAGAAACGAGUACCUGCUCGCUCUGGAAGCGACCAACAGCUGCGUCUUCAAGUACUACAUCCACGACCUGUCCGACAUCAUUAACUGCUGUGACCUGGGCUACCAUGCCAGCUUGCAUCGUGCCCUGAGGACCUACCUGUCUGCCGAGCUGAAUGUGGAGACAUCCAAACACACUGGUCUGGAAAGUCUGGAGGGAGCCGCAGAGAGUCUUGAGCCCAACGGGGACAAACAGAAACUGAUGGAGACCUAUAACAACGUCUUCUGUCCCCCGGCCCGCUUUGACUUCCAGUCCCACAUGGGAGACACGAUGGGUGUGAUGUGCGCUCAGCAGCCGUUGGAGAGCGAGCUGCUCCAGAGGUGUCAACAGCUGCAGUCCCGCCUUUCCACCCUCAAGAUAGAGAACGAAGAGGUGAAGAAGACCAUGGAGGCCACUCUGUCCACCAUCCAGGACAUGGUGACAGUGGAGGACUACGACGUGUCCGAGUGCUUCCACCACAGCAACAGCAUGGAGUCGGUCAAGUCCACGGUCAGCGAGUCCUUCCUGAGCAAGCCCAGCCUGGCCAAGCGCCGGGCCAACCAGCAGGAGACCGAGCAGUUUUACUUCACGAAGCUGAAGGAGUUCUUGGAGGGCAGGAACUUAAUCACCAAACUGGAGGCCAAGCAUGACCUCAUCGAGAAGACCCUGGGGGAGAGUCAGAAGACCGACUGUUGCCUUGCCAGUGGAAGGAGGAACUCUGCAGUUCGGAAGCAGGACUCAGGUCAGGGCAUUCCUCUGAUGGUGGAGAGCUGCAUCCGUUUCAUCAGUCGCCAUGGUCUUCAGCAUGAGGGUAUCUUCAGAGUGUCAGGCUCUCAGGUGGAAGUCAAUGAUAUCAAGAACGCCUUUGAAAGAGGGGAGGAUCCUUUGGCGGGGGACCAGAAUGACCAUGACAUGGACUCCAUUGCUGGGGUCUUGAAGCUCUACUUUAGAGGACUUGACCAGGCCCUUUUCCCUAAGGAAGUCUUUCACGACCUCAUAUCCUGUGUCUCGAUGGAGAGCCUUCAAGAGCGGGCGGUCCACAUCCGGAAGGUUCUUCAGUCUCUGCCCAGCAAAACCCUCAUCAUCAUGAGAUUCCUCUUCGCCUUCCUCAACCACCUGUCUCAGUACAGCGAGGACAACAUGAUGGACCCAUACAACCUGGCCAUCUGCUUUGGCCCCACGCUGAUGUCCGUCCCCGAGGGCAACGACCAGGUCUCCUGCCAGGCCCACGUCAACGAGCUCAUCAAGACCAUCAUCAUCCACCACGACGCCAUCUUCCCAGGGCCACAGGACCUGCAGGGCCCCGUCUACACCAUCCCAGGAGCCGGCGACGACUUCUGCGACAGUCCUCACUGUGAGCCCCCCCUGGUGGACGAAGCUGCUCCUGACACCAUCUCGGUCACCCGCAACAGUGAUGAUGGCUCCUUGGCUGUUUCAGAGUCUGACCCCAUCGAGGCCAUCGCCCGGUUCGACUACUCUGGCCGAACCAAUCGGGAGCUCUCGUUUAAGAAGGGCGCCUCUCUGCUCCUGUAUCAGAGAGCCUCAGAUGACUGGUGGGAGGGACGACACAACGGAGUGGAUGGACUGGUGCCGCACCAGUACAUUGUGGUCCAAGACGCGUCUGACGGGGGCCGUGGUAGUCCUAAACCUGAUGUGGAGUCCAGGGACUUGCUGGAGGAGAGAGUGUCCACUAGGGGCAGUGCUGCCUCGCCUACUGGAGCCCACGUAGCUGACAUCUACCUGGCCAACCUGAACAAGAUGAGGAAGCGCCCAGAGCCCGGCAGCAUCCGUAGAACGUUCCGUGGAUCAGAAAGUGAGAGUACCAGUCCAGGAGCCACCGGAGGAGGCGUGAGAACGACUUCUCUGCCUGUAGGGGGCGCCUUGGUGAAGGAGAGCACUGACAAACGGCCCGUCAGCGCUCACAGCAUCCUUAACUCAGUCACACGCCACUCUUCUCUGAAAACCAAGGUGGAGAGCCCGCAGCUACGUAAGACGAACACAGCUGGACGCUCCAAAAGUUUCAGCAACCACAGACCGCUGGAGCCCGAGGUCAUCGCCCAGGUGGACCACAGCUCACAGGACAUCGAGGCGGCGAUGAGCUCUGCCCUGAGCGAGCUGAGGGAGCUGGAGAGGCAGAGUACCUCCAAACACACGCACGCCCCCGACGUGGUCCUGGACACGCUGGAGCAACUGAAGGGGGUGUGCGGCGGCAGCGGAGGAGGUGGAGGAGGAGGAGGAGGAGCAUCGGAGCCCUCCAGCCCCCUCCACUCCCGUCUGCUGCGGGACAGCGAGGGGAGCUCGGCGCAUGCCCACCCGCUCCAGCGGAGCGCCUCGUCUGCCAGCGACAUGCCCUCCUCUUUCCGCCCGGCCAAGAGCCAGCCCCGGAGCCCGCUGCCCUCCACCACCUCCCCCUCCCUCUCCUCCUCCCUCUCUUCCUCGGUGCCCUCUUUCAGGGAGCCCCGCCCCCCGGCCACGCGGCCCAAGCCCGUGGUGUUCCCAAAGAGCGGCGGGGGUGGCAGUCCCGCCAUGGGCUCCCCGACCUCCACGGCGCCCCCCACGCCCCCUCCGCCGCCCCCGCCUCAGCCGAACAACAAGUCCUGCCCCGCCUAGGGCCUCCCGAGCGCCGCUCUGUCCCCAAAUCUGAACUCAUAUACACACACAAAACACAACAAUAACAAAAAAACAACUCUCAAGUAAUUCUGCCAUCCCGUUUGAUUGACACUGCUCUUCUGCCCCGCCCCCCCCCCCCCCCGUUGCUGAAAGCACUUCACUAAUUCCAAAUAGGACCACCUAACUCCCCCACCUGCAUGUAGCGGUCACUUCUCAGUGUCCAGGUGAAUCACUUGACUUCCUUUUCCCCCUCUGAGCUGUGAUGGGUCUUCGUUCUCUGCCCACCCUGGCGGUCCCCGAUCCCUUACAAAUCUUAACGUGGAGCCUCGGCGAGCGAACCUCCUCAACGGGACGCCUCUCUUCUGGCGGCCUGGACUCGGCGGAUGCCCACAUAAGGGAAACGGGACACAUCCAGACCUGCAGCCACUUGGAGCCUAAUACAUACACUAGUUUGUGAUGCUUGAGAGUGCGUUUGUGUUGGUGUGCGAGAGUGUUGCUUAUUUUUUACACACGGAUCUGAGUGAGGAACGAAGAGAACUAUUUAAAUAUGUAUAGUAGGUGGGACAAAUGUUGUUUUUGUUUUGUUUUGUUUCCCCCCCCCCCCUCCGAUGCAGGGCAGGAAUAGGGUGUUCGAUUCCUGAGGUCAGACUGUGAAACGCUAACCUUAAAUCUCUCGCCUCACAAACUCGACACACUGACUCGGUGAUUUCCAAACCAAAAAAAAAAGGCAGGAGAGACAGUUUGGACGUGUAUAAAAAAAAAAUGGAAAGAGGCGAAAGUGACGAGGGGCUCGCUCCGUUGAAGCCGGGGCGGGAAAAAAAAAAUCGAUCCACAGAUCUCGCGCCUCCUCGAACGUCCUCCGCCCAAACUCAGCACAGCAGGGGAGUCGUUCGGUAAUAUCGUCACUGGCACCGCGGCAGGAAGUCUGAACCUGUAGCAAUAAAGACAAAAAAAUACAACCUGUCAAGACGGAGGCGUCGCCUCGUGGGUCUCUCGCAGCUUUUGCUUCUUCGUAGGAGACCUUCGAAACCCAGCAUUUAUAUAUGUAAUGUUGGAACGUAACCCACACACACGGAUACCCCCCUCCUCCACCACCACCACCCACCCCCCUCCCCCCCUCCGGGAAGGUUGCGUGUGUGUGUGUGUGCUGGCGUUCGGUGGCAGCUAUACGCUUUUUCAGGUUCUCCUCGCAUGCCGGUGCCGCAGGGCGGCGGCCUCGGUUAUGGCGACGUCCUCGACACCGCAGGCCUGUCCACGCAGCUAUGAGACCCAGUCGCUAUACAUAGAACCAAGUUAUAACUCGCUCUUCUGUCUAUACGCUUAGAACUUAACAGGAAGAAAAAAAAUAUGUUUUUUAUCGAUUUAACGGUGUGUAUGUUCGUUUGAUAAUCACGGCGAUAACUGGAAGCACGGAGCCCAGGCUCCCUCCCCCUCUCCCCCCCCUCCCCCCUCGCCACGAGUGUUCAGAUAGAAGCACAACCGACCGCCUCAUGCGACGCAUUCUUAAACAUUAAGACUGCUUUUAUUAUCACUCUUCCAGGUGUUUAUUAAUGCUCAGCAUAUGUAACGAUAAUAUGUUGAACUGUCAGGGUGCGAGCACGGUUGUACGUAUGAGUGUAUAUGCAUGUAUGUUCUGUGCACAUUCACGUCCGGGUGUGAACCGCCUGCCCCCCGCCCACACAUCCACCCACAACCACCCCCACCCCCACCUGUAGUGACGUUAUCUUCGGGUAUACCUCUGCUCAUAAAGGGAACCAGCCAACAGCUGCUGGGACACACGGGAAGGAAAUAUACAGUCUUAUCAAAGCUGUGCAAUGGCGGCAGCCUUCAGUGUACGCACACCCGUGCACAUGUGACCGGAUGGAGGAAGAACAACAGGUGGUGCAAAAAAAUGUUUCCCCCCGCCCGCCUUCUGUCCACUCACGGCCGUACCAACACCAGUGACCGACCAGCUUCCUCCGCAAAGAGGAAUUCUCCUGAACUCCUCGAGGAACGAAACCCCCCGUGAACUCCCAAGAAACCCGCAGUGGAGAACUGAGUUGGCGGGGAGAAUUUUUUUGCUUUGGCUUUCCUCUUGCCUGCCACAUCGCUUCUCCUCAAGACCCGGUUAAAACGAGACGGGGAAACGGCCUCUUACACUUGAAUGGAUUGAGGUCGGGGAGAUCACUCUCGCCAGCGCCGACACCGCUUCAGAAUUGCACCUUGUCGGUUUAAGAAAUUGGAAAAACUCCCGUCUUUUCUUUUUUUUAGGUAGCCAAUUACUGCUUUGCCAAAGUCCAUCUACAGUCUGUCCAACUCGGGCUUUUAGAUCUCUUGCCCACCAACGCUCAUUUUCUCCUGCUCCUUUCUGCCCCCUGGUUCAUUUCCCCUUCCGCAUGCCCCUUCCUCUCCCCCGGGUAAACCUAAAUGAAUUCAUUCCUAUAUGCUCCCUACCUGGUCAUGGGUCACAAUUGUAAAGGUUAUUUUUUAUUCUGUAUACUGUAUGUGUAUUACCUGAUAUAUCUGUGUUGCUGUUACCUCAUCAUGACAACUGGAGGGAUUGUGCUUGUGAUUGCAGUGAGUGAAGUGCAAAGACAUUGACUCUUCUUAUGUGUGUGUACACACACACAUACACACACACACACACACACACACACACCCGGGUGGUUGGUGUGUUUUGUCUCAGCUGUGCUGUGAAGGGGGUGGGACCAUCUUGUUCCACGCCGCCCCCUCGGUUUUUGAUCCCCAAUCAAUCAUUGUGCACUUGAAUGGCUUGGCGUGUGUGUGGACUGACCGAGUGGCGUUGAUUUGUUUUGUCCUAAUGGAAUAUUGUUAAAUAUGCAUUUUUGUGUCCAUCGAAAAACUAGAAAAAAAAAACAAAAAAAAAAAAAAACAA